GCAGGAUUGUGAGAAGGAGAGUCGCACCAUCGACGUGUUUUCGCGGGAUGUCGUAAUCGUCGUGGUAUAUGUGCAACCAAUCGAACCAAGAAGUCUAUCAUGAAGAGCGAUGAUAUUCGGGUCGUUGUCGUGUAGUGCUGGGAAAGACGUCACUCGUCUCACGACCGAGUCGCACCUGGUAUUCAAUUUCUAAGUAAUCUGGGAGGUAAUACCAAAGCAAUACAUGUAACCCUCAGUAAAGUAGUGGUGAAGGCUUAUUCUUUAACUUUAUAGGACCCUUCAAUACAACAUAGAAAAAGUCAAAGUAAGUAAACUUCUUUUUUCGUUGCUUUGCGGCCUCGGGGAAGCUAGUAGAGGAAACGUAACCGUGCUAGCCUACAAAAAAGUACGAAUCAAUACUGAAAAGUCGGACUUCGAAGAAGUAGAAGCAAGAACGAAUAAUUGCAACACUGACACUGUGUAUAUACGUAUCGUAGACCUCGAGAUCGAGACACUUACUCGACGGCGCAAUAAAACCAACGUAGGAGGAUAAGAGCAUUGACUCGUCUCUCUUCUCACUGCAACACCCUGUGCCAGUACAGCUGCCUGCGCGACGUUCAAGAGGUGAGAAACUUACCAGCCAUACCUCGCUAAACAGGAGGGCGUCGACGGACACGAAUUUUUCAAUCGCAUCACGACCGCAGAAAUACAACUCGCCAAUACCAAAAUCGUGAUCAUGUUGCCGAUCGGAGCCGACUCCAAGUCCACAUCCAGCACCAUGGCGACAAAAACCAACACGGGCUUCCACAAAUGUGCCACAAAGGGGAAACCCAAGGCGGGAAGCCCGAAUUCGACGAAGACUCUCAACUCGUCUGGGCAAAAACGCGGACAGGCCGGAGCCACAAGUGCGAUGGAACUCGCAGCACUCGCAAUCAUCGCAACCCUGGCAUUGAUCGGUAUUGAGAUGAUUAUGUCUGGUUCUUUUGAGUUUUGCUUUUGUUUUUGUCACCGUGCGUGGUCGACUUUGCAGUUUUUUCCUGAUUCACAUUUUUUUUGUAUGUUGAGUUUGUGUGAAAGUGAAUUAGUUGAAAACCGGCGAGGACUUUUUGAUGUCAUGUACAUUGCGAUGCCACGUCAACUCAAGUCAUGCUCGUCAUGUCAGACUCAAUGAAUUUAUAUAUGCCACAUGCAUUCUGAUGAAUAUUUUAUUGACCAUCGGGAUCGGCACAAUAAAAGAUUGUCAUCACUACCCUCAGGUAUUCUGUAUGCGGUCCUCUCUGCAAAUGGCGGGCCGGAGGGAUCCGAUUUGGAAAUGAACCAAAUCGAAUUGCAGGACUUUUCCGAGCUUUCUAUGGGCUUUGAGUGGGCGAGCGGGAUGGAAAGUAUAUGUGAUGCUUUUUGAUUUUGUUUGUGUGAAGAUCAAGAUAGUUGGACUACAUCCUACUGGGUCCACUCCCCUCCGUUAAUUAUUUCUUGUGAUCUUCUGGCGAUGAUGGACUUUCGAGUGCGAAAAUGAAUAUGAUACGCUUUCGACUGCAUGUUGCCGGUCAUUUCAAAAUCAAAAUUAAAUGAAUUGCUGCAGUACUGGUGGUUAUAUGAUCGAUGAAAUCAAAUGCAAAUGCAAGAGUGUGAGUGCCCUGUAUCUGCAUGCAUAUGUUCCUGUUGUAAUGCUCCAACCAACGGCAAUCUGAACCUGCAAUUAAUCUCUCAGCUGAAGACGGUCCGCAGGCGCAGACGCGGAACCAGGCGAGCAGUGACACGUUGAGCGAAUUCUUCACCAGUACUCCGGGGGUCGCCUUUGAGAAGGUGCGGUACGACUCGCACCUGAACGAAGUCGCGUACCGCCUCGCCACCGGAACGUCGGAGCAGUCUGGAUCGGUAUGUUCUGGAUGAAAAGUAGUUUUCGUAGUUUUUAUAGAAGAACAAGAAGAAGAAGGAAGAGGAACUACACCGCACUGCAGCUGGGAAUGACAUUAAUACUAGAGCAGACGAUCCUUGCAGAACUGUUCUUUGUAUUGACCCAAACUGGGCCACCUUCAGCUUGGGCUUGAUAUAGCGUUUUCUGAAUCUUCGACCUGUCCACAACCAGGUUCCGAUGUCCGGCGCGCAGGACCAGCUCGUGACGAAGGAUUCGUCCACGGAUGCCCCCGUCGAAGAGGAGGAGUACAACCGUCGUCCCGCUUCCACGGGUGGCAGCGAAGUCCGCACCUCCGAAGACACGCGCAUCGAGGUCACCAUCGAUCGCUUGGGGAACAUCCUGCUGCCCGGUACUUGCUUCUGGAUUUGCGCUUUUACUUCUUCUACUUUCGCUAGAAGGUGCACGAUAUUAACGCUUAACGCUUUUGUCUUCAGUUGCUAGUUUUGUACGUGACGACGACGAGUGAUGGUUUUCUGUUCGACCGCAGGGUUGACUUUUCAAAUUCGAUUGGUCGAUUGACUCUGCAGAAGUAGAUUCUUGCUAUUUCACUUCUCUUUCAGGUGUGAUCAAGCUGCCCCACCGCCCGGAAAUCGCUUCCAAAUACAGCAACUACAUGAACUCGGACCCGGGGCAGCCCGGCAGCCGCCGCUUGGACCGCUGGACUGGGUUCGGCUCCCCGACGGAUGCGGUCUACGGUCCCUACGCCGACGAAUCCUUCUGGCACAAGGGGCUGCGGGUACAGUUCAUCUAAUUUUUUUUCAAAUUUGAAAGACUCCUUUUACUCGAAGCCAGCUCGUUUGACUUGCUUCUUUUUCCUACCAGGACCGUACGUAGAUAUUGAUGUUGAAGCACCGCCCUAUUUUCACGCACAAAGUUCCCGUUCCCUACAGGCCUACCGCAACAUCCGGAAGCAGACGAACGCCGCGUCGAUGGAGAACACGUUCAACAGUGGCGUGUUUAGUCACCGCCGCUGAGAAGAUCCAGCACAAGAAUUCUCGGGUUGACUUGGAAGCCAAAAAUUUUUUCAAUGUGAGAAAAAAUCGAUUGAAUUCUUCUUGAUUGUUUCGCUGCACGAAUUACACAGAUCGAUGCUGGUAGGUAUUAAGUCUCUUGAGAAUUAUAGAAGAGAAGAAAAUAAAAAUUGAAUAGCAACAAAAUCCUGUAAAAUGCUCUGGAAAUUGACUUAAUAGCAUUAGCGACCUUUAUUUGAUGUUGGUGCCGAAGUGCGAAGCUGGGCACAUCACAUCCAUGACUCACUGUAGACACGUUGUUGAUACAAUCAUAACCUAGUAGAGCUCGCUUUGGCCUUUUACGAACACUGUAGCUUAUUCUUCUGGUGCACGAUAGAAUAGUAUUUGCCUUAACUGGAUGAAGCCAAAACUUGUCUUUGUCAGGAACCUUUUUAGAUCAUUGUCAUUGACUAAUGUUGUUACCGUUUUCUGUACGCUGUUUCGUGUAGUGCUGAAGUUGAGUUGUCGUGAUUCGACCACAGUUCCGAGAAUAGAAGACCACGUAUAGCACAUGCUUUCGUCAAACUUACACUGUAGAAUUAUGUUGUGUUGCUGAGCAAGCUAGCAGCAGGUUCAAACUGCUUGCGAGUUGUUGUAUAUACAUGAUCAGCACUCUUUUUGUUUAUGAAAAAUUUCAAAUUAACUACUAAUUGCGUUUCGUCAAUGUCAAUUUGAUGAUGUUGAGUGUACACCACACAAAAUUUUUGCAGAUUUUUGCCACAUUACAAACAAUGAAUCAAGAAGCGGCUGACGCUAGUGAUGCAUUGUUUUGCCGACAACAGGAAUCAAGCAAAUAGACAUAUUGAUAAAGGUGCAGACCUUCCCGUGGUUGUUUGAGGCCUCCCCGCACCGGUGUGUAUUAUCUUGGCAGUAAGCAGCU
Messenger RNA from Amoebophrya sp. A120, 3787 nucleotides. The record is from the annotation of a GenBank genome assembly. Lineage: Eukaryota; Dinophyceae; Syndiniales; Amoebophryaceae.